Messenger RNA from Limanda limanda (common dab), 525 nucleotides. RefSeq names its product crystallin, gamma M3 (gene crygm3). Gene Ontology annotation, biological process: lens development in camera-type eye; visual perception. The record is from RefSeq and is a predicted model, not a curated record. The transcript is spliced from 3 exons. The coding region runs from base 1 to 525 and encodes 174 amino acids. Gene Ontology annotation, molecular function: structural constituent of eye lens. NCBI's taxonomy places the organism in Eukaryota, Metazoa, Chordata, Actinopteri, Pleuronectiformes, Pleuronectidae.
AUGGGCAAGAUCACCUUCUACGAGGAGAAGAACUUCCAGGGUCGCUCCUAUGAGUGCAUGAGCGACUGCUCGGACAUGACCACCUACCUGAGCAAGUGCAGCUCCUGCAGGGUGGAGAGCGGCUGCUUCAUGGUCUACGACCGGCCCAACUACACAGGAAACCAGUUCUUCCUGAGGAGAGGGGAGUACUCCGACUACGGGACUUUUGGCAUGAGUGACUCUAUCCGAUCCUGCCGUUUAAUUCCUCAGCACCGAGGCUCGUACAGGAUGAGGAUCUUCGAGAGGGAGAACUUCCAGGGCCAGAGUCACGAGCUGCAGGACGACUGCGACAACAUCCAGGACCGCUACCGCAUGUCCGACUGCCAGUCCUGCAACGUGCAGGACGGCCAGUGGCUGAUGUACGAGCAGCCGCACUACAGAGGCCGCAUGAUGUACAUGACUCCCGGGGAGUACCGGAGCAUGAGGGAGGUGGGAUACAGCGGCAUGAGGCUCAGCUCCGUCAGGCGUAUAAUGGAUUCCUGCUGA